Messenger RNA from Striga asiatica, 549 nucleotides. The record is from the annotation of a GenBank genome assembly. Lineage: Eukaryota; Viridiplantae; Streptophyta; Magnoliopsida; Lamiales; Orobanchaceae.
AUGGAAAUAAGAAAUAAUUAUGUACUGGAAUCGGCCGGCACUUUGAGGUCUACGUCAACGAACCCCCUCCCGAAUGCUCCCGAAGUGAUCUCGGCGCAUUCUCUAUCUCGUAAGGUCUCGUUGCUCCACGAUCUGAACGUCGGAAACAUCCUCGGUACCGAUCUCACGGACAACACUACCUUGUCUACGAGCACGAAAAUAAUAUCAUGUACCAUUCUGAGGUUUUGUGAUCCCAGCCAGACAGCGUAUGGGUACAUCAUCGACAAAAUCGUCACCGUCGGACUGGCUCGUUAUGCGUGCACCAACUUUGGGACGUUUUGGACAGACAUCAAUGUGCUCCGAUUUUACCUUCUUGAGUGUUUUCGGGCUUCGUAUGAGUGUCAAUCUGAUGUACUAAGGGCAAGCUUGUGCUGUGACGGGUACCAUGCCGAGAUUUUGCAAUUUCGACCAAGUGGGAUAGAGGCUUCGUGGACGUGUCGAUUUGUUGUACUGAUGGCAGUUGUGUGCGACGUCGGGGCACUGACAAAGGAUGUCAAUCGUUAUCAAUAA